This is a messenger RNA of Caenorhabditis angaria, 2936 nucleotides long. NCBI's taxonomy places the organism in Eukaryota, Metazoa, Nematoda, Chromadorea, Rhabditida, Rhabditidae. The record is from the annotation of a GenBank genome assembly.
AUGUUAGUAGAUGUUGAAAAAGGAGUUCGGCUAUGUUUAUCCGAAACUCUUUUGAAUCUCAUUUGGGCACCAAUCACUGAUAUCAAGGUAUUCUUUCCAACAAAAACUUCUAGCAAGAAAUUAAUUGAAUUCAGGAUAUAAAAAUGUCCGGAAAUUGGAUGUGGGCAGCGAAAUGUGAAGGUGAAGGUGCUAGAUUGGUAUCAGCUGUGGAUUCACUUUGUGAUGCACUUCGAGAUGUUGGAUGUGCAAUUGAUGGGGGAAAGGAUUCUUUGAGUAUGGCGGUUAAAGUUAAUGAAGAAGUUGUGAAGGUGAGCAAGAUUUCAGCUCGUAUUUUUCAUAUUGAACGGAAAAGUAAUAUUGAAAAUUUGAAAUAAAUUAAAUUAGACUCGACUCGACUAUUCUCCAUUCAGUUUUCCCAAUAAUAAAUUAUUUUCCAGGCACCGGGUACACUUGUUCUGUCAGCUUAUGUUACAUGCCCAGAUAUCACUAAAAAAGUGACACCAAAUCUGAAAACUUCAAAAAAUCUUUCCGAUGCUGAUUCUGUGAUAAUCCUUAUCAAUUUCACUGAUUCAAAAUCAAUAAAUCUUGGAGGAACAGCAUUUGCUCAGGUUUAUCGACAAAUUGGAGAUGAAAUUGAUGACGUCACUGAUUUUCAAGAAUUUGUUAAUCGUUUUAAUAAGAUUCAAAAACUCAUUGAAAACCGAAAAAUAUUAGCUGGACAUGAUAUAUCUGAUGGUGGAAUGAUUGUUGGAUUACUUGAAAUGGCAUUUGCUGGAAAUUGUGGAAUUUCAGCAAAUUUCGAAGGUCAACAAGUGGAGGAACUAUUUUCUGAAGCUCCAGCUGUUUUGAUUGAAGUUGAAAAAUCAGAUGAAGCCGAGAUUUUAUCAAUUUUCGGAAAAGCUGCAAAAACAAUUGGGAACACUCAUAAAAAUUUUGGGCCAGAUGGUAUUAUAAAAAUUGCAUUGAAUGGCGAGUUGGUUUUGCAAGAGAAGUUGGUUGAGUUACGAGAAAUUUGGGAAGAACUUGGAGAUCAACUUGGAAAAUAUCAAACUAAUGAAUUAUGUUUGGAACAAGCGAAAAUGGUAGAUUUUUUAGAUUUUAGAUAUUUGAAGAAUGAAUUUAAUUUAAUUUCAGGUUCGAGAAACAACAAAACAAAUUGGAUACAAAUGUGGAUUUGAUUUCGAAUAUGAAGUUGAUUUUAUCAAUGAUCAAACAUAUUUUGAAAAUGGUAAAUAUAUUUCCAAAUUUUCAGAAAUUUUAAGAAAUACCAAGAACCACAAUUAUUGUAACUACUGUAAUAGCAAAAUCCAAAUUGCCACGUUAAAAAUAACAAUUUUCAGGACAACCUGAUUUUUCAUUAAAUUUUUUUUUGAAUUGCCACGUGGCAGCUAGUAAAUCGUAUGUGAACAUUUAUAGUUUCAUUUAAAAUCUAGAGAAAAAUCUGACUUGUCACGUGGCAGAUUCGUUUAUUUUUGUUUUCAGCUCCUCGAAUUGCUAUAAUCCGUGAAGAAGGUUCAAAUGGCGAUAGAGAAAUGGCAUCAGCAUUCACAUUAGCCGGCUUUCAAACUUUCGAUGUAACAAUGAGUGAUUUAUCAUCUGGUCAUACACUUUCACAAUAUCAAGGCGUCGCAUUUGUCGGUGGUUUUUCAUAUGCCGAUGUUCUUGGAUCAGCGAAAGGAUGGGCUGCUGGAAUUCAAUUUAAUGAAAAAAUUCGAGAACAGUUCCAAUUAUUUUUGGCUCGUGAGAAUACAUUUUCAUUUGGUGUUUGUAAUGGAUGUCAAUUGAUGGCAUUAUUGGGAUGGAUUGGUAUGGAAAGUGACGAAGUUGAUGUGUUUUUAGAGGAAAAUAAAUGCGAACGAUUUGAAUCGAGUUUUGGACCAGUUAAGGUGAGAUUUUUUGAAUUUUGUUCGGAGAACAACAGAGGAAUCCUGAAUUUUUAUAUUGCUAAAAAUACUCAAAAAAAGUCAACUUUUUAAAGUUCACCUCAACCUAUAGGUUUUGUAUACAAUUUAAACUUCGGAAAUAUUUCAGAUAUCUGAAAACAACAAAUCAAUAAUGCUUCAAAACAUGGAACACUCAAUCUUAGGACUUUGGUCUUCUCAUGGCGAAGGUCGAUUCACCUACAGCUCCCCCAACAUUUUGCGAAAACUUGAAGAAAAUGGCCAAAUUUGUGUUCGUUUUGUUGACGGAGAUGGAAAAAGUGCAAAAGAUUAUGGAAAUAAUCAAAAACAUCUACCAUAUCCAAUGAAUCCAAAUGGAUCAGAAAGUGAUGUUGCUGCUAUUUGUAGUCAAAAUGGUAGACAUUUAGCAAUGAUGCCACAUUCGGAUAGGUAAGAAGGAAAACGAGUUUAACUGGCAACCGCCGUUUCAGAAAAAAAUUACGAAAAGAGGGAAAUCAAGGCAAAAAACAUAUAUUCAUAGUUUUUUGGUGUUUGGUGAAAAGUUUUUGAGAUUUUUGUUUUUGUCAUUUCUAUUCUCGAGAAUUUGCUAUCUUUUGCAGCAAAGAUUGUGAAAUUUGGUUGAGUAUGAAGAAUUUUAGCAUUUUUUGUCAAAAAACGAAAAAUGUUUUUGGGCUCGCACAAAAUUCACAAACGUCGUGUUGUCUGGCGUUCUCUCUUACGAGUUUCUAUCUCUCAUUUUCUCUCCUUUUCUCCUCGUCUCUUCUAGGCGUAACACUCUCUCGUUUAUUUUUUCAAUUCGUUUUUUUUUCGUGAAAUCAGGAAAUUUCACGACUUUCACCAAGAAUGAGAAGAUAGAGAAAGACAAGGAAAUAACAGAAAAAUAGAAUAAUUAAAUUAAAUUAAAUUAAUUUUUUCAGAAGUUUCCUGUCGUGGCAAUGGCCAGAUUAUCCAUUUUCAAAUUCAAAUUCAUCUUCAAAUUUGUCUCCAUGGAUCAAAAUGUUCCGAAAUGCCUAUGAUUGGUGUAAAACUCAUUAG